AUGUGCAUUCCGGCCAUGCGUCCCGACUUGGCGAUUGCGGUUGGUGCCCAGGUGAGGAUGGGUCCAGGAAAUGAGGAUGCUUUAGACCUGUGGCAGCAUGGAAUCCGGUGCAAUGGAGAGAUUACAUUAUUGGUUUCGGCCGACAAUCCAUGCCGAUCAUGUCAAUGCUCGGGUGCAACCCCCUCCCACCCUGCGCCAUACCUGCCCACCCCCCUCAGGGCCCUCCAUCAGGAGGGUGGCGGUCUGGGCCCCCUGGAGCGUGAAUUGGAUGCCGCCAUCCUCAGAGAGGACUACGAACAGGCCGCAGUCCUCAGGGAUAAGCUGCGGGAGCAGCGGGAAGGGAACCUGAGCGGCGUCCUGCAAGCCAACGCAGCCUUCUACAAGGCGUUUGGAGACGCCGACCUGCCGGCGAUGGAGGCGGUGUGGGGCAAGUCGGAGAGCGUGCAGGUCAUCCACCCCGUGGCCGGCUGCAUCGCGGGCAGGGACCAGGUCCUGUCCAGCUGGCAGCUGAUUCUGGAGGGGGGAGCCCUGGACAUCACCAUCCACAACGUCAGGGCCGCUGCCACCGACACCAUUGGCUGGGUCACCUGCCUGGAGGCUACCAAGGCAGGGUCUCGCACGGGACGUGUGCUCGCCACCAACAUCUUCCAGAGGGAAGGCAGCGGCUGGAAGCUUGUGCACCACCAUGGCAGCAUCAUCUGA
Auxenochlorella protothecoides is the source of this 702-nucleotide messenger RNA. RefSeq names its product F-box protein SKIP8. Lineage: Eukaryota; Viridiplantae; Chlorophyta; Trebouxiophyceae; Chlorellales; Chlorellaceae. The record is from RefSeq and is a predicted model, not a curated record. The coding region runs from base 1 to 702 and encodes 233 amino acids. Gene Ontology annotation, molecular function: protein binding. The transcript has 3 exons.